GCGUCGUGCACGUACCCGCGCGCGGCCAGGGAGCUCUUGCUGAGCGCGCUGCUGUUGUUGGUGCUCUGCACUGCCUCAGCCCGACGUUCGCGGUUGCGCGAGCCCAUGGUCAGGGGAGUCAGGAGCGGCGGUCCGUCGGGGUGGUUUCGCGGGAAGACUGACGGCUGCGAGUUUUUGUGGACACGUGGACUGUGUCGGGGAAAAGCGAAUUGUCACUUUUCUACAAGCCUUCCCGGCUGAAACGAAAAUUUAUCUUAAGUUUUCAUAAGAUGACUCGGCUGUUGACAAAAAUCUUUCAGAGGUGAAACUGAGCCCAGAACUACAUAUACUGUUUAUCUAAUCAAAACGGGUGGAAGUAAAGCAGUCUGAAGGAAGUUCAAGGCCACCAAACUUACUGACUGAACUAUAUUUAGUAUUCAUGCUGAGAAUAAGUGGCUGGGGAAAGACCUUGCUAUUCUGCUAAAUCAUGAUGGAGGCAGAAGAACAGCCAUGGAAGACAACCUUUUACUCAAAAUUACCUAAAGUGGAACUUCAUGCCCACUUGAAUGGAUCCAUUAGUUCCAGUACCAUAAAGAAAUUAAUAGCCAAGAAACCAGAUCUUAAAAUCCACAAUCAGAUGACUAUGAUUGACAAGGGAAAGAAAAGAACUUUAGAAGAGUGCCUCCAGAUGUUUCAAAUUCUUCAUCUACUUACUACUACCCCUGAAGAUGUUCUAAUGGUGACGAAAGAUGUCAUUAAAGAGUUUGCAGAUGACGGUGUCAAGUAUCUGGAACUAAGGAGCACACCCAGAGGAGAAGAUGCUUCAGGAAUGACUAAAAAGACUUAUGUGGAAUCUAUACUUGAGGGUAUAAAACAGUCCAAAGAAGAAAACGUAGACAUUGAUGUUAGGUAUUUGAUAUCAAUUGACAGAAGAGGUGGCCCUUCAGCAGCCAAGGAGGCUGUUAAACUUGCUGAAGAGUUCUUCCUUUCUGCAGAGGAUACAGUUCUUGGCCUCGACCUCAGUGGAGACCCUUCAGCAGGACAAGCAAAAGACUUCUUGGAACCUCUUUUAGAAGCUAAAAAAUCUGGUCUGAAGUUGGCACUUCAUCUUUCAGAGAUUCCAAACCAAAAAACAGAAACACAAGUACUCCUGAACCUGUUUCCUGACCGAAUUGGGCAUGGGACAUUUCUCAGCUCCUCCAAGGAAGGAUCCCCAGAUCUGGUGGACUUUGUGAGGCAACACCAGAUACCACUCGAACUUUGUUUGACCUCGAACGUCAAAAGCCAGACAGUUCCAUCUUACGACCGACAUCACUUUGGAUUCUGGUACAGCGUUGCCCAUCCUGCCGUGAUCUGUACUGAUGAUAAGGGUGUUUUUGCAACAUGCCUUUCUCAAGAGUACCAGCUGGCGGCUGAAACAUUUCAUCUGACCCAGUCUCAGGUGUGGGAUCUGUCUUAUGAAUCCAUCAGCUACAUCUUUGCUUCUGACAGCACCAAAGCUGACCUGAGGAAGAAGUGGAGUCAUCUGAAGCCCCAUUUUUAAGCUGUAACGAGGUGAAUACUUUUGAGUGUGUUUUACAACCUAGAUCUCCCAGCCAUAUCCCACUUAGUAAGCCGCUCCUCCCUUGGAACCAUAGCAGCCAAGUGCUGCGGACUCCAACACCAGCACCUUUCUCAUGGUGGGUGCUCAGUAAAUCUGUCUUAAACCGCCUGAAGGCUCUGAGGUCGUCCAUGGCUUACCUCCAUGCUGCUUUCAGGAAGGGACCCGAAUGCUGCUGCACACUGAGCUCCCCAUUCUAGCAAUGGUUUUGCCUUAACAGUCCCUCUUCACUAGAGAUCGUGAAACUUCAAGAAAAUCAAAGUAGGUUCUCAUCAGGAAAAGUUCUGGAACUGCUAGUCUAAAUAAGGUGAGAAGGGAAUACAGAUUGUUACCAAAACCUUUAAUCUGUGUAGUUUCUGAUGACAGCUCUGUGUUUUGUUGUGCCUACUUUAAUCAGACUCCCUUAAGUAUUCUCCAGAACUGGACUCCAGGCCACACUGCAUACCAUGGAUUUUUGUGAAUCCCAGUAGCCAGGGUUAACCUCCUUUGGGUGAUGCUCGUGACAGAUCAAGCUAGCUGCUGAGAUCUAUCUGCCUUUGCCCUUCUCAUGAUUAAUCCUUCUGGAGUCAAGAUACAUUUUAGAUUUUGAGUUGAAUAAUGGCGAGAGAAUUGAUCCAUUUUUGUGCUCAUAUCUCAUCUUCCCUUCCUUACUUUGUCACGAUAAAAAUAGUUCCCUAUAGAGUUGACAGGACAAACCUAUACUCAGGUUACAAUAAAAGAGAAAUGGCAGUGU
Bubalus bubalis (water buffalo) is the source of this 2312-nucleotide messenger RNA. RefSeq names its product adenosine deaminase like (gene MAPDA). Gene Ontology annotation, biological process: inosine biosynthetic process; adenosine catabolic process. Gene Ontology annotation, molecular function: adenosine deaminase activity. The coding region runs from base 467 to 1522 and encodes 351 amino acids. The transcript has 12 exons. The record is from RefSeq and is a predicted model, not a curated record. NCBI's taxonomy places the organism in Eukaryota, Metazoa, Chordata, Mammalia, Artiodactyla, Bovidae.